Molecule: messenger RNA, 1338 nt
Organism: Tetrahymena thermophila SB210
Lineage: Eukaryota; Ciliophora; Oligohymenophorea; Hymenostomatida; Tetrahymenidae
Exons: 1
Source: RefSeq, a predicted model, not a curated record
CGAAUCAUUACAAAUAAUAAAAAUUAACAAAGUAGAAAAAAAAAGUUUUUCAAUAGAAGCACUAGUUUUCAAAUCUUCAGAUAUUUGUUAGAAUUAGCAUUUUUUUGUGUAUUAAAAUAUAUUCAGUAAUAGUAGUUGUUCUCAGUUAUGGAUUUAAAGUACAGUCAAGCAGGAAACUAUCCUUAAAGAAGUAUUUCACCAGUUAGGUUUGACGAUGAUAGAGUUAACUAUUAGCCAUUAUAAAAUAGUCAAAAUAUGAUUCAAUAAUCAUAUUCUUCACCAUAAAAAUUCAGAACCAAGCCACAAAUAUUCUAAUCACCUUCUUAUCUUUAGUAAACAGCUACUACUAACUUAAGCUUUGGUAGUCCUUAAAUCUUAGAUUAAGAUGAGAGAGUCCUAAAUAAUAACUUAGAAGCUACCUAACAACAGAUUUAGUAACUUCUUUAAGACAAAGAGAGUCUCAUUGAUAAUUUAAGCAAUUUGCAAAGAUAAAUUUUAUAGCUUGAAAUGUAACUAUAACAAGAACAAAGAAUUAACAGAAGUGUAGCAACUGAAUAUAUGAUAAAAUUACCAUCAGCUGAAAAGAAAAUACUUGAAUUGAAUGCCGAAAAUUAAAAGCUAUAUGAAUAAAUAGAAAAUGAAAAAAGACUUUGUUCAUAAGAUUACCUAAAGAAGCUAGAACUUGAAAACUUGAGAUUAACUGUGAAGAAUAAGCAACUUGCUUUAAGCAAUGAAAACCUCUAAAGUUAACUUUAAAUCUAUAGCAAAUAAAAUUAUCCUAAUUCUCUUAAAAGUUCUCCAACUAAGAAACCUUUCAUUUAAGUAUCAGUAAAUUGCAGUAAAGAUGAUGAAAUUGAAAUAAUUGAUGAUAAAUAGAUUUUGGUAAAUAAGCCUUAUUCAUUUACAUCUUAAUCUUAUAAACAAGAAUAGGAAAGUAUCGAUUAGAAUGUUGAAUCAAAGCUCCUCAAAUUAGAGUCAUAUGUCUAGAUUCUAAAAAAAGAAUAUGAUUAGCUUGAAGAUAAUAAUAGGGAGCUAAAUAAAAAGCUUAAAACUUUAGCAUUUUAAAAAGAAGCUAGUGAGACUGACUAUCAGCAAAAGAUAUUAAAGCUUGAAAGUUUAGUAACAAAUCUAGAAUAUUAACUUAGAAAGCUUAAGAAUGAGCAAGAAUAAAAAAAUAAUUCUUAAGAAUAAGUGUAGAAGCAGUCUACAGCAAAUAUUGAAAGAAACUAUUAAUCAAAUACUAAUACCAUCAGAAUACUGCAUGACGGAGAUGUUAACAUUAAAAUUGAAGGGGAGGCUCUAAACAAGUUAACUACUGUUUCAGUAAUUUAGCAUUGA